Pungitius pungitius (ninespine stickleback) is the source of this 560-nucleotide messenger RNA. It is a transcript of the gene s100a1, whose product is annotated as S100 calcium binding protein A1. The record is from RefSeq and is a predicted model, not a curated record. NCBI's taxonomy places the organism in Eukaryota, Metazoa, Chordata, Actinopteri, Perciformes, Gasterosteidae. Bases 204 to 518 code for a protein of 104 amino acids. Gene Ontology annotation, cellular component: cytoplasm. Gene Ontology annotation, molecular function: calcium ion binding; calcium-dependent protein binding. The transcript has 3 exons.
GCGUGAUGGAGCACUUUGUUCCCUCAGUAGCUGCAGACACGGUUUCUGCUCCCAGUGUCCCGCUGCAUUAGUAAUGACUGCACGUCCCUCCUCAGACAGACAGACCUCGGCCCGCUAUCGCGGUUCAUCCUCCUCUUCAGCUGUAGGUCAUGUAAGUCUCUCGCAGAAACCAAACUUGUAGGCGUUGAUUCCCGGACAGAACCAUGACCACCCAGCUGCAAACCGCCAUGGAGGGCCUCAUCGCCGUGUUCCACUCCUACUCUGGGAAGGAAGGGGACAAGUACAAGCUGAGCCGCGGGGAGCUGAAGAACCUUCUGCAGGGGGAACUCAGCGACUUCCUGUCGGCCAGCAAGGACCCCUGUGUGGUGGAGAAGAUAAUGCAAGACCUGGAUGAGAACCAGGACGGGGAGGUGGACUUCCAGGAGUUCGUCGUCCUGGUCGCCGCGCUGACCGUCGCCUGCAACGAGUUCUUCAUCGACGCCGUUGAGAGCUCCCGCAAAGCCGCCAAGAAAGUCUGAUUCCAGUUGAUCAAUGACCUUUUCCAUGACUCAUUUCAGACG